Molecule: messenger RNA, 870 nt
Organism: Penicillium brasilianum
Lineage: Eukaryota; Fungi; Ascomycota; Eurotiomycetes; Eurotiales; Aspergillaceae
Source: the annotation of a GenBank genome assembly
GUCCGUAGGGAUGUCCAUGGAGUAUGGUUAUGUGACGUCAGCAUGAUUCUCUCCAGAUGCCGAGAACAGGGUUACAGGAAGCUCUGGAAUGGCAUUUUCCACGACGAAAUUCUUAAUUGUAUCGAGACUCCGUUCUUGUACUCUCACCCUUCCAACUUGAUUAUUCUCAAUCAAUCACGCAAAUCAACGCAAUCCAAUUGCAGCUGCAUACAGACCAUCCCAACACGAAUCACAACACCAUCGAAUUCAAACAAACAAUAUGUGGAAGAGCCUCAUGUCCAGCGGCCGACAGGCUAUACGGCCCAAUUGUCCAUGCCACUCUGCUGCAAUCCUACCCCGACCAGCUACCGUGCGCCGCAAUUUCAUUGCCGCUCCUCGCCUUUGCAAGCAACCCCCCGAUACCAGAGAGUUUGACCGCGAAGCACUCGAUCCACAACCAUCAGAGGCGACCAAAACUGGUACAGAUGACCAAAUCGCCCAACAUGACUCUGCCUUUGAUCCUUCUAAUACCUCUCCCGAGAGCGAGCUGGAGGCGACCGAGCAAGAGGCCAAGUCGAAGGGAAAGCAGGGAACUUUGAACGUGAGCGGUGCCAAUAAGGAAGCCAAUGCCUGGCGAGGGCCGCAGGAAGGAGGGCCGGCGAGGAAUGCGGAUAAGCAAGAGACGAGCAAGAGAGGGCAACCGAAUAAGCGUCGUAGGGUUGAAGUGAAAGAGGACGGUACUCAUGUUACUUAUCGGUGAGCCGGUAACUGCAGUCAGUCACACUGGGGAUGGCACUGCAGAUAGACCUACAGCAUAGCUUGGGGAAAUGUACAUUAGGGCUAUCGAUGCAUCACUAAGAAUUACUCCAAAUCAUCAACACCUAUCGAGAA